UUCAAACUAUUAUCAAAUGAAGAUAAUUUCGAUUUCUGUUUUAUGGUGAAUGACAGAUUGUUUUGAUUAUCAAUAGGCCAUGUUGAUUUUUUUUCUGGUCAAUUUAAACAUCAAUCGAAUACAAAGAAAAGAAAACAACAAAUACAUUUUUCUAAUGGAAGAAUCAAGUAACCAAAGAAAUAAUAUCGGUGUCACCGAUUCGCCCCACCAUGGACCAACUUUAUCAACCAGUACAUCCAGUUUCGAAGCACUUGAAUCAUACGAUUCAGAAUUAAGUCGAUUAGCAACCAGAGCUUUUGAAAAAACAUACACCUAUGUGACACAUGAUAUGAAUGCAUCGUUGGAAGACUAUACACUUUUGGAGCAAAUGAAUCGGGCUUGUAUUUCAAAAUACUCCGAUAUGCAACAGAUUAGUGAAAAUUUGGCCACGUCUUCUAUUCAGCUGAAAGAAAAAUGUGAUAAUCUGGUACCGUAUUUAGAACAAAUCGAUGACAUUGAAAAAACUGUCAAUAAACUCGAAGAUUGUGCCUAUCAGCUGGAUGCCUAUAGUCAGAAAUUGGAACAAAAGUUUAACAAUAUCACAAGAAAGAAAUGAAUGUUUUUGUAUUAAAUAGAGAGAAAAAAAUGUACUAUUUGUUGAAUUGAUUCCGAUUUAUUUAUAAUAUAAUUAGACAAAAUACAUUUAAGGAAAAACAA
Contarinia nasturtii (swede midge) is the source of this 696-nucleotide messenger RNA. RefSeq names its product biogenesis of lysosome-related organelles complex 1 subunit 2 (gene Blos2). The record is from RefSeq and is a predicted model, not a curated record. NCBI's taxonomy places the organism in Eukaryota, Metazoa, Arthropoda, Insecta, Diptera, Cecidomyiidae. Gene Ontology annotation, biological process: lysosome localization; endosomal transport. The transcript is spliced from 2 exons. Gene Ontology annotation, molecular function: gamma-tubulin binding. The coding region runs from base 80 to 595 and encodes 171 amino acids. Gene Ontology annotation, cellular component: BLOC-1 complex; BORC complex; gamma-tubulin complex.